Molecule: messenger RNA, 2395 nt
Organism: Anarrhichthys ocellatus (wolf-eel)
Lineage: Eukaryota; Metazoa; Chordata; Actinopteri; Perciformes; Anarhichadidae
Gene: slc25a39
Product: solute carrier family 25 member 39
Exons: 12
Coding region: 190-1266 (358 amino acids)
Biological process (GO): mitochondrial transmembrane transport
Cellular component (GO): mitochondrion
Source: RefSeq, a predicted model, not a curated record
GGAGAGCUGACAUUUUGUAAUAAUAAUAAUCCAAAACAUGUUAUCCGUAACGGACAACCCGAAUAAAUGGCAGCACGACAGAGGGGCUUAACGCUAUAGCUCUUCAACGUGGAAACGUUUAACUGAAAUGGGUGAAGAAGACGCUUCUAUUUCACAACGACACUGGCAGCUGAAGUAGAGGUGGGCAGGAUGGGGGAGCGGGCCGGCGGCGGCUCCGUGGCUGCGAUCUCUCCAGUGCAGCAGAUGCUGGCUUCUGGCACUGGAGCCCUCCUCACGUCUAUUUUUGUCACACCGCUGGACGUUGUGAAGAUCAGGCUGCAGGCUCAGCAAACACCGUUGCACCACGCUUUAGCCUGUGAAUCUGCUCCGUGGGGCGGCGUCAUCCGCCCUUCCAAGUGGAAAUGUUUCCUGUAUUGUAAUGGACUGAUGGAUCACAUCUACGUGUGUCAGAAUAGAACCAGUCUCACCAGCUGGUACAAAACACCCACACAUUUCAGUGGGACGCUGGAUGCUUUUGUAAAAAUCACUCGACAUGAAGGACUCAGGUCUCUGUGGAGCGGACUACCUCCAACACUGGUCAUGGCUGUACCAGCCACGGUCAUCUACUUCACCUGCUACGACCAGCUGCGGGACUUCCUGAGGUUCGGUCUGGGUUUCCAGGGCAGCCUCGUCCCUCUAGUUGCUGGUGGUCUGGCCAGAUUGGGGGCUGUGACGGUGAUCAGCCCUCUGGAGCUGGUCAGGACCAAGAUGCAGUCGCGCCGGCUGCCCUACAGCGAGCUGCGGGUGUGUAUCCGCUCGGCUGUGGCUCAGGACGGGCUGCUGUCACUGUGGAGGGGCUGGGGACCCACCGUCCUCAGAGACGUACCCUUCUCUGCGUUGUACUGGUUUAACUAUGAACUGGUGAAGGCCCGGCUGUGUGAACGGUCCCGAGUGACUCAGGCCAACUUCUCCAUCAGCUUCACAGCAGGAGCCGUCUCUGGAGCUAUCGCCGCCAUCCUGACGCUGCCCUUUGACGUGGUGAAGACGCGGAGACAGAUCCAGCUGGGAGAGAUGGAUUCUCUGGGAGCGUCCUCAAAGAGAACAACGUCCACAUGGCACAUGAUGAAGGAAAUAUGGGCUGAGAUGGGCUACAGAGGCCUGUUUGCAGGUUUCAUGCCCAGAGUGAUCAAAGUGGCUCCAGCGUGUGCCGUCAUGAUCAGCACCUACGAGUUUGGAAAGGCCUUCUUCCAAGAGAUGAACCUUGAUCGAGAGCGACUGGGAUCCUGAGUGGUUGUGUUUGCUGUCCGUUUCAUUAUUAUCAGGACAGCGAGAACAACGUCUCCUCAAACAGAAGCUUGAGGAGCGGGCAGUGCCUGGGUUUGGUUUCAUGUGAACAUAAAUGAUGAAGAUUCACCCACAUUUCACAGCUGCUCUCUGGAAAUGUAAACACAGUGACGGUGAUGAGACUUGAAUGAACAAUGAGCAGCAGGUCUGGAGACUGAGAGAUUCUGUCCUGGACCGCAGACUUUAUGUUUGAUGAACUUUAAACAGCUAUCUUAAAAUAAGAUGUUUUUUUUCAGUGCUUCAGCGAGGGGACAAACUACAUGAAUACUAAUGCACAUUUUACAAUAUUAAUGAUAAAUCUGUGGAGGACAGCGGCGUAAAUGCUUGAUGGGAAAAUUCAAACCUUCUUUAGUGCUUAAACUGCACAUCAGUACUGUUGCGUGAGUCAGAGGAAAACUUUCUAAUUCCCACUUUUUGCAUUGCCUGAGUCCGACUGCGUGGCAUGUUGAGCUCCAUUCAGCACAGGAUCCAGAUGAGCUGGUCCACACGGCAUUCGCUUUACUGCAUUCCUGAAGCAGUACAGCAAGAUAUGUUUUGACAUCCGAGUAGAUGGCUGACAAAUGUGUUUUGUGUACUGGAUAGAUUUGAUCGUGUGUAGCACUUUACAUUUGCAAAGACAAGUUCUGUGUAAUUUAAUCAGACAGACGAGAACAUGUUUUUAUGUUUAGUUGAGUGAAAGCCUCUUUUCUGUUCUCAUACCUGGAGGAAACAACAGUCUACCAAACACAAAGUCUGAUUAAGCACGCCUUCUCUGAAGAUGUUUUCUUUGGUGCAUGAAUUUAGCAUUUUAUGCUAAUAUUAUAUUACAAGAAUUGAAGAUUUGAGCACAAUUUUCUGUGGAAGCUGCUGCUGCCAGCUUCCUGAUUCCACACCGAUGGUCAUACAUUUUGCAAAGACGUGACGUGAGGAACACAAGAGGCUUCCCAAACUUUCCCCCGGGGGCUUGCUGGUGAUGAAAUGCUUUGAAUUUACACUGGAUCGUAAAUCAAAAACAUUGCUGCCUUAACCUGAAAAGUGUAAAAGAAUGCGUAUGAAUGAAAUGGUAAUAAACUUUGAGACAGCUUGAUUUUUA